Oldenlandia corymbosa var. corymbosa is the source of this 5658-nucleotide messenger RNA. The record is from the annotation of a GenBank genome assembly. Lineage: Eukaryota; Viridiplantae; Streptophyta; Magnoliopsida; Gentianales; Rubiaceae.
AUGGCACCGAAGAAUGGUCGUGGCAAGACUAAAGGUGACAAGAAGAAGAAGGAAGAGAAGGUUCUUCCUGUUGUAAUGGACAUAAGAGUGAACCUUCCAGAUGAGACUCAUGUUGUUCUCAAGGGAAUUUCAACGGAUAGGAUUAUAGAUGUUCGCCGAUUGCUCUCCGUCAACACCCUUACUUGCCAUUUUACCAAUUUUUCACUGUCCCAUGAGGUGAGAGGCCCACAGUUGAAAGACACCGUAGACGUUUCCGCAUUAAAGCCUUGUGUUAUCACGCUUGUAGAAGAGGAUUACGAUGACCAGCGCGCCACGUCGCACGUGAGAAGGCUACUGGACGUUGUUGCAUGUACCUCGUGUUUCGGGCCGUCGUCCACGGCGGCGGCGCCGUCCGCCUCCAAGGACACGACGACGAAAGGCGAGAAAAAUGCUCGGGACUCCAAGUCGUCGAAGAAAUCAAGCAAGUCUCGGGGAAACGGCAAACAGCAGUCUUCUUCGCCACCGCCAACCCCGACUCCGGCGCAGGGGCCGGCGGCUUCUCCUACUUCGCCGGCGUCCAAAGAUAGCGGCGCGAUCGACAUUGAAGGGGAAACCAACAGCUCUUGCCCUAAGCUUGGCAGCUUUUACGAGUUCUUCUCUCUUUCUCAUCUCACGCCCCCUCUUCAAUUUAUUCGGAAAGGAACAAGACAGGUGGAUAACGAUGAUGCUAAUUCAGGAAACGAUUUCAUUUUCUCUCUUGAAGUAAAGCUCUGCAAUGGGAAGCUGAUUAUAGUGGAAGCUCUGAGAAAGGGGUUCUGUAGCAAGGGGAAGCAGCAGAUUCUCUGUCACAACCUUGUUGAUUUGCUAAGGCAACUUAGUAGAGCUUUCGACAAUGCCUAUGGUGAUCUAAUAAAAGCAUUUUCUGAGAGAAACAAGUUUGGAAAUCUUCCCUAUGGCUUCAGAGCCAACACAUGGCUUAUUCCCCCUGUAGCUGCACUGUCACCAUCUGUUUUUCCACCACUUCCUGUUGAGGAUGAAAAGUGGGGAGGAAAUGGAGGAGGUCUAGGUAGAGAUGGCAACUGUGAUUUGCUACCGUAUGCUGAUGAAUUUUUGUUUCUUGCUUCGAUGCCAUGUAAGACAGCAGAGGAAAGGCAGAUUCGAGAUAGAAAAGCUUUUCUUCUUCAUAGUUUGUUUGUGGAUGUUGCCAUUUUUAGAGCAAUUUCCACCAUACAACAUGUAAUGCACAGACUAGAAGUGGCUCAUUCUUCUCCAAACAUUGACAUUCCACACACAGAGAGAAUAGGGGAUUUAUGCAUAUCGGUCAUUCGAGAUUCUUCCCAUGCUAGUUGCAAAAUAGAUACGAAAAUUGAUGGAACUGAGGCCACUGAUGUAUCUUCGCAGAAGUUAGUUGAAAGAAACCUGCUGAAGGGAAUAACAGCAGAUGAAAAUACAGCUGCCCAUGACAUUGCCACUCUAGGUGUUGUCAACGUAAAGUAUUGUGGUUAUAUCGCAACUGUAAAAGUACGUGGGGCUACAGAUAGUAAGGUUGGUCCACCAGUUCAAAAAAUUGAACUUCUUGAUCAGCCUGAAGGUGGGGCUAAUGCUCUCAACAUCAACAGUUUGCGAUUUCUCCUCCACGACAAGGCAGCUUUGGAGCAAAAUAAGAAUAUAUCAGGUUCUCAUAGUUCAGAAAAUGAAAAUCUUAGUUCUUCUCAAGCUUUUGUUGAGAGACUUCUGGAAGAGAGUCUCGUAAAGCUUCAGGAAGAAGAAGUGGAAAAGGAAACCUACAUCAGAUGGGAACUUGGAGCUUGCUGGAUACAGCACUUGCAGGAUCAGAAGAAAACAGAGAAAGAAAAGAAACCAUCCGGCGAAAAGGCGAAGAAUGAAAUGAAGGUUGAGGGACUUGGAGUAAAUCUAAAAUCUCUUAAGAAAAAGAAAAAUUCUGAUGGAAUCAAUUUGGAAACACAAUCUGAAAAAGUCAUGUCUGUUGGAGAGGACAGUGCUGCGGAAUCGGAAAAGACAAUGUCAUUGACAGAAUCGCAGUCUAAUAAAGAAGCCAACGAAAAUGAGCUUAUGUUGAAAACCGUAUUAUCGGAGUCAGCUUUCUCUAGGUUAAAGGAUUCUGAGACUGGGCUUCAUAGUAAGUCAAUUGAUGAGCUGAUUGGCUUAUCGGAGAAAUAUUACUCUGAAGUUGCUCUUCCUAAGCUGGUUGCCGAUUUUGGAUCUUUAGAACUCUCACCAGUUGAUGGUCGGACUUUGACUGAUUUCAUGCAUACCAGAGGCCUUAGGAUGCGCUCCCUUGGACAAGUUGUUAAGCUUUCAGAAAAAUUAUCCCAUGUGCAAUCUCUCUGUAUACAUGAAAUGAUUACACGGGCGUUCAAGCAUAUUUUACAGGCAGUCAUUGCUGCUGUUGUUGAGACUACCAACAUGUCUGCUGCUAUUGCUGCUGCAUUAAAUAUGAUGCUUGGUGUACCAGAAAACACCAAAUCAAAUGACUUUUGUGGUGUGCAUGACCUAGUAUGGAGAUGGUUGGAAGUUUUUCUGAAGAAGAGGUUUGACUGGGACCUUACCAGCUCAAACUACAAAGAUGUCAGAAAAUUUGCGAUUCUUCGUGGUUUAUGCCACAAGGUGGGUAUUGAGCUUGUUCCAAGAGACUUUGAUAUGAACUCUCCAAAUCCUUUCCGGAAAGUAGACAUUGUGAGCCUUGUUCCGGUGCACAAGCAAGCUGCAUGCUCUUCUGCCGAUGGACGACAACUUCUUGAAUCAUCAAAAACAGCUCUUGAUAAGGGAAAACUUGAGGAUGCUGUGAGCUACGGGACCAAGGCACUGGCAAAGCUGGUAGCAGUAUGUGGUCCCUAUCAUCGUAUGACCGCAGGGGCUUACAGUCUUCUUGCGGUAGUUCUGUAUCACACUGGAGAUUUCAAUCAGGCGACCAUCUAUCAGCAAAAGGCCCUGGAUAUUAAUGAACGAGAACUAGGACUUGAUCAUCCAGAUACCAUGAAAAGCUAUGGAGAUCUUGCUGUGUUCUAUUAUCGACUUCAACACACAGAGCUGGCUCUCAAGUAUGUCAAGAGAGCUCUGUAUUUAUUACAUCUCACUUGUGGUCCAUCCCAUCCAAAUACUGCUGCAACAUACAUAAAUGUUGCAAUGAUGGAGGAAGGACUGGGCAAUGUCCAUGUUGCACUCAGGUAUCUCCACAAAGCACUAAAGUGCAACCAGAGGCUACUUGGUCCAGACCACAUUCAGACAGCAGCAAGUUAUCAUGCCAUUGCAAUUGCACUUUCUUUGAUGGAAGCAUAUCCUUUGAGUGUGCAACAUGAACAAACAACCUUGCAAAUUCUACGUGCAAAGCUGGGUCCAGAUGACCUACGCACACAGGAUGCUGCUGCAUGGCUUGAGUACUUUGAAUCUAAGGCUUUUGAGCAACAAGAAGCUGCUAGAAAUGGUACCCGUAAACCCGAUGCAUCGAUUGCCAGCAAGGGGCACCUCAGUGUCUCAGAUUUGCUUGACUACAUUAAUCCAAGCCACGCCGGUAGCGGGAAAGAUGAUGUGGGAGCAAAGAAGAAAAAGUAUCUUACAAAGAUGAGGGGAAAAUCUUUCCAGACCGAUAUGGCGUUAUCUACAGCUGAGGUGACUCAUAAAGGAGAUCAGAAAGAAGCAUCAGAUGAGGAAGACAGAGAAGUUAAUGAUACCGAAAGUGCUCCCGAAGCAAAUUCUGAAUCAUCAUCCACUCACCCAGUUGAUACCAAGCAAAAUGUGGACGAUGUAUCUAAUGAUGGGACAAGACCUGAAUCAAGAGGAUCUGAAACAGAAAGCAAGAAUCUUCUCGUUGCUGAUGCUGCUUCUGGAAUUGUCUCUUCUGAAAUACCCGCUGAAGGCGAUGAUGGAUGGCAGCCUGUUCAACGGCCCAGAUCAGCAGGUUCAUAUGGGCGUAGAUUGAGGCAGCGAAGGCCAACCAAAGUGUUUGGUUAUUCAAGAAAAGACGAUGUUUCUGAAGUGGAGCACAAUAGACUUAAGAACAACUUUCAAGGCAGUAGAUAUUACCUUGUCAAGAGGCGCGGAACGUCUCCAGGAAGUUAUGCAGAUUAUUAUGUAGCAAAGAGCCAGCCAAGCAAUAAAUUCGGGAGGAGGGUUGUCAGAUCUGUAGCAUACAGGGUUAAAUCUGUCCCUUCAUCUGCCAAGGAUAACGUUAGUGGAGGCGAAUCAUCCACGCCAACUCCAGAUCAUGGAUUUGUUUCUAUGCCAACCGAGGUUGGACUAAUACCUAGGAAAAGUUCGAUAGUAAACCUGGGUAGAUCUCCUUCUUACAAGGAAGUGGCAUUGGCUCCACCAGGUAGUAUACCUUCAUUGCAGGCUAAAGUUUUCCAGAAUGAGCCUUCAAAUGAUGAUGAAGCUGCUCAGGAAAGUGGGGAGAAAGAUAGUAUGACCAGAAUAGAGAAUGAUACACAAAAUAAUCCUGUGGAUGUAGAGUACGAUUUAAAAGAUGAUACAGUAGCAGCCAGUAUGGAGGACGAUACAACUCUUCCCAAUGAUCUAAUAGAUAAUAAAGAUUCUGAAACUGAGCCUGCAGACGUGAAAACAGAGCAAUCCGGCGUUCUUAAUGUUGAUCAAAUGGAAGAAGAAAGUUCACUGCAGACUGAUGUCAGGUCACAUUUCGUUAAUUCCACUGAAGUAAAUCAGUUUGAGGACACACAACAACCAUUUGGCGUGGGAAAUAGUAUGAUCUCCACCUUGCAUGGGGCUGAUGAUCAACGUGUGCAACCUACAGUCUCUGGUUCUACUGACAGUCGAGAUUUGUCUAUUAAGAAGUUGUCUGCUUCAGCUGCUCCGUUCAAUCCCUCCCCUGCUGUUGCACGCAUUGCACCAUUGCCGGCUAUGAAUAUUAACCUCCCUUCUGGUCCAGGAGCUGUUUGCCCUUGGCCAAUGAACGUCCCUCUUCAUCCAGGGCCCGGAACUGUCUUGCAUAGUCCAAUUGGCUCGUCUCCUCACCAUCCUUACCCAUCGCCUCCCCCAACGCCCAACAUGAUGCACCCAUUGCCAUUUAUGUACCCUCCAUACACUCAAGCUCCAUCAUUGCCACCGACCUCCUUCCCUAUGACCAGUGGCCCAUAUCAUCCCAGCCAUUUUGCAUGGCAGCGCAGUCUGAGCCCGAGUGCAUCAGAUUACAUUCAUGGACCUGUUUGGCCUGGCUGCCACCCAGUAGAAUUUACCGUUUCACAACCCAUAGUUGAGCCAUUAACUGAUUCAACAGUCGAACCAAAGAAGGAGCCAGAUAAUUCUGAGGGUCUGAGUUUGGGAUCAGAAUUGCCAGUGGAUCUCAAUUCCGGUGAUGAGGAUAAAAAAGAAUUAAGAUUACCGGCAUCUGAGGCAGUUGAGACCUUCAGUGAAAUCACCUCAAACGUAUCAAGUGUUCCAUUUCCUGGGAACCAAUCGGCAGGCAGUCAACAAGAAUCACGUAGACAGGUGCAAAAGGAUGAUAAUGAGAAAACAUUUAAUAUUCUGAUAAGGGGUAGAAGGAAUAGAAAGCAGACUCUCAGAAUGCCAAUCAGUUUGCUCAAGAAACCUUAUAGUUCACAACCUUUCAAAGUUGUGUAUAGCAGAGUUAUCAGGGAAACUGAAGUUCCAAAAUCGGUGAGAUUUGCUUCAGAUGAUACUACUACAACAGCAACUGAAACCUAA